Octodon degus (degu) is the source of this 5892-nucleotide messenger RNA. It is a transcript of the gene Adra1a, whose product is annotated as adrenoceptor alpha 1A. The coding region runs from base 890 to 2290 and encodes 466 amino acids. Lineage: Eukaryota; Metazoa; Chordata; Mammalia; Rodentia; Octodontidae. Gene Ontology annotation, cellular component: membrane. Gene Ontology annotation, molecular function: alpha1-adrenergic receptor activity. Gene Ontology annotation, biological process: phospholipase C-activating G protein-coupled receptor signaling pathway; positive regulation of cytosolic calcium ion concentration; cell-cell signaling. The record is from RefSeq and is a predicted model, not a curated record. The transcript is spliced from 3 exons.
GAGCCGUAUAUUAAAAGCGUGAUAGUGGAGUUAUUGGUCGGUUGUAUUUGUUUUCUUUUUCUGUUUUCACUCUUCAUUUUAACAUGGCCAGGUGAAGCGUGGCGAGGCAGGAGUUUGAGGAGACGGCAGCCGCGGGCGGUGAGUCAGCGGGCGCCCGGGACCGGACUCCAGCUGCCGAGAGCCUUCCCCUCUCCGCCACCGGGAAGACCUGGCCGGGCCGGCGGCCGCGGGAACCGAGGCAACCGCGCCGCAAGACGACGAGGGGAACCAAGCUGCAGCGUCGCCGCAGACUGGACUUAUGCACACCCCUCUCACCCUGCCUGUGAACCUAAAACACUGAGUAGUAGGGGACAGGCUGGGGCAGCCUCACCCUGGGGAACUGCGGGCCCGCAGAAGCGCCGGCUACCUGCGGUUCCCGCCUCCGAGCAUGGACGGCUUCAUCCGUAGUGGACUGUGAUUUGGGAGAAGGUUGGCGCUGGAUUUUUGAAUUCCAACUUAUGCCCAGAAUGCUCCGUCAUCUCCCAACUAGGACGGACCAGACAGUACAGAGAAGCGGACCCUGGUAGUUCCGGAACUGCAUUUUUCAAAGGAUUCUCUUUGAGCUUUGCACGCUGCUUCAGGUAGGGAGGCCUCGGAGCACCGGGGCGCGCAUCGAGUGGAGAGUCUCGGUGGCCCGCGCGCCUCCCAGCUAUGUCACCUCCGGUGCCCUGUGCUUCCUUCGCGUGGCCCUCCAAGGGGCCCCAAGACUGGCCAGGGUUGUUUCCUGCCUGUGCACUCUUUCUCACACCCAAUCAAGCUCAGCCCUUUUGACUCCCAGCUCCAGCUCACCGCCUCUGCCUCUGGCCAGGGGGGCCCUGGAGAGCUGGACCUCGCCCACCCCGCUGGGACCAUGGUGUUUCUCUCCGGAAAUGCUUCUGACAGCUCCAACUGCACCCACCCGCACGCACCAGUGAACAUUUCCAAGGCCAUUCUGCUCGGGGUGAUCUUGGGGGGACUCAUCCUUUUCGGGGUGCUAGGGAACAUCUUAGUGAUCCUCUCCGUGGCCUGCCACCGGCAUCUGCACUCAGUCACGCACUACUACAUCGUCAACCUGGCAGUGGCCGACCUCCUACUCACCUCCACGGUGCUGCCCUUCUCUGCCAUCUUCGAGAUCCUGGGCUACUGGGCCUUUGGCAGGGUAUUCUGCAAUAUCUGGGCAGCAGUGGACGUCCUGUGCUGCACUGCGUCCAUUAUGGGCCUCUGCAUCAUCUCCAUCGACCGCUACAUUGGCGUGAGCUACCCGCUGCGCUACCCCACCAUUGUCACCCAGAGGAGGGGCCUCCGGGCUCUGCUCUGCGUCUGGGCACUGUCCCUGGUCAUCUCCAUCGGGCCACUGUUUGGCUGGAGGCAGCCGGCCCCCCAGGACGAAACCAUCUGCCAAAUCAACGAGGAUCCCGGCUACGUGCUCUUCUCCGCACUGGGCUCCUUCUACGUGCCACUGGCCAUCAUCCUGGUCAUGUACUGUCGGGUUUAUGUGGUGGCCAAGAGAGAGAGCCGGGGCCUCACAUCGGGCCUCAAGACUGACAAGUCGGACUCAGAGCAAGUCACUCUACGCAUCCACAGGAAAAAUGUCCCCACAGGACGUGGUGGGGUGAGCAGCUCCAAGAACAAGACACACUUCUCCGUGCGGUUGCUCAAGUUUUCCCGGGAGAAGAAAGCAGCCAAAACGCUGGGCAUCGUGGUCGGCUGCUUCGUGCUCUGCUGGCUGCCCUUCUUCCUGGUGAUGCCCAUUGGGUCGUUGUUCCCUGAUUUCAAGCCCUCAGAAACAGUUUUUAAAAUAGUGUUUUGGCUCGGAUACCUGAACAGCUGCAUCAACCCCAUCAUCUACCCAUGUUCCAGUCAAGAGUUCAAAAAGGCCUUUCAGAAUGUCUUGAGAAUCCAGUGUCUCCGCAGAAAGCAUUCUUCCAAGCACACCCUGGGCUACACCCUGCAUGCCCCCAGCCAUGCGGUGGAGGGGCAGCACAAGGACACGGUGCGCAUCCCAGUGGGAUCUGGGGAGACCUUCUAUAAGAUCUCCAAGACCGAUGGGGUCUGUGAAUGGAAGUUUUUCUCUUCCAUGCCCCAUGGAUCUGCCAGGAUUGCAGUGCCCAAGGACCAAUCCACUUGCACCACUGCCCGGGUGAGAAGUAAAAGCUUUCUGCAGGUCUGCUGCUGUGUGGGGCCCUCAACCUCCAGCCUUGGAGAAAACCACCAAGUUCCAACCAUUAAGAUCCACACCAUCUCCCUCAGUGAAAAUGGGGAAGAAGUUUAGAGGAUGGGGAAGGUCACAGGGAAAGGGAUGAUUCUAGAUGCCUUACCCCUUCCUGCUCAAAAGACAGCUCACCUUGCUUGGAGGAAAAGAAGGGAGAAAUCAGCAAGGUUACCAUCUGGGCAAUGAAUGGGAGAGGAGACCCAACUCUUCAGGGAAUGCAUGGGGAACAGGAAAGAGGUUGGACACCUCACAGCCAACAGGUUUGGCAUGACUCUAGAUGACAAUCCCCUGACCUGACUCAUUUGUCUUCUAAGCCUGCUUUCUACAACUGUCCCUUUCAACAAAAAAUACCAUGGGAAACAGAAUCGCAUACACAACCCGAAAGAAGAUAAAUAUAGGAUUAUGAUGUCAUCGUCAAUAUUUUGAGCGUAUACUCUUAAGUUUGGAGCUAUUUCUUGAUGAAAGUAAAGGAACUUUAUUUUCUAGUGAUGCCACUUUUGACAUUUAUGGAGCGAGACCCCAAAGAGGAUUGUGAGGUGGUGGCCAACACCCAGGCCCAUUACUUUUAGGAUCAGUUUUAAAAUGCUACUGUUUCUCAUACAUCCAGUUUCUCAGCUUGGGUGAAACAGAUAGUGAGAUUUCCCUUUGGCCUCAUUUUGAUUGGAUGCUGUCCUUAACUCCUAAAGAUGAGGGUGAGGAAUAUUCUUCUUGCAGAAUGAGAAGAAGGUUCAUGUUCUACCCUGAGAAACUUUUGGUCAUCAUAUAAGAACAAUGACAUUUGUAUCCAUGGAAAGCUGGAGAGUGCAGAACCACCUGGGAAGAGCAUGCUUUUCCCUAGAGAUUAUGACAGAUGUGAGGCUCAUCUUUGCAAAUUAACUGCUAGGGCCCUAAAUCCUUUCGGUGGUUCUGAGAGCAGAUGUGGGAGGGCUUCUCCUGUAUCACAUUGAAAGAUCAGCAGGUUGAGGGUGCUAAUUUCAUGCUAAGCUAGCAGCUGCCAAACUACUCCAUAGCCUUUUGGAUGUGGUGUAGAAAAGCCUUUCUUGACAAAUUACUUGCCUUUCCCAGAGCUCUGUUAUGAAAACCUAGAGCUUAUAUCUCAAAAGGCAAAAUGAUUAACUUCCAUUUCUCACCACCUGCUUCACUCCUGCAUCAUGAAUAAGGUUCCCCUGUGACACAUUGGAAUGAGCCUUAAGACCCAGGGACACCCUUCGUGGAUCUGGAAGGAUGCUGAUCUUGGACACACACUGACUGGUCACCAAAGAACAGCCCAAAGUGGGGAUUUGCAGUCAUUUUUUGGCAGAAAAACAUUCAUUCCAGCAAAAGAUCCCAUAACCCACUCUAAUUCAUCCAUACUACUCUUUCCAGGAACUUGGGCAAUGUCUCUUGCUGCAUAGCUACCAAAUUUUGAUAAACUUUAAUAACUCAGAUUAUUGCUAAUGAUGACAACAUUAACUAUAUAUAAAAUUAAAAUAUGCAUGUUAUCCCACCAUAAGAAUUUAAAAUAUGAUUAAUAUUUUUAUAACAAUUCCUGCCCAAAAAAAAGUCAUUGAUUUAAAACUGCUGGUCAUUUCUAGGGUCCCUUCCCUAUUUCUAUAAUUUCAUCCAGGAAUUUCGAAGCAGCUUGGAGGUGUUAUAUAGCUUUCCAGCAAGAAUCAUGGCCCAAUCAUCUCUCUUUUAGCAAAAUAGUUAUUUCCUUAAGUCUUGCUACAAGCAGAUCUCCUUUAACCUUGCUGUGGAGGAUAUGUUUUUAUAUGGAUGUAGGUUUGUGAGUGACAGUGUUUGAGCUUUGGCUGUGGCUGCUUUCUCAGCUUUCUGGAUAGUGUCAUAUUGAUGAGAGAAAUACAUACUUGACCUUGUCGUAAGAAUGUGGAUUCUGGCCCUUAGAAGUUGGCUGGACUUUUAGACUCCACAAGUCUCUCAGCACGGCCCAUACCAGUCUGGGUAGAGGUGGGGUCCUAGUCUAGAGGCAGGCAUGCAGGGAGAACUUGAAUAUUAAAGCCCCCUGGUCCUUUGCCUUGGCAGGAAAGAAGCUCUGUCUCUGAGAAGAGCUUCUUUCUGAUUCUAAAAAUCACUCCUGGCCUUGACUUGCCCUUAAGAAAGAUCAUCUUCCUGGGAAGAGCGGCCAUAACUUAUCACAUAAAAUGUGACCCCCUGUGAGGCAUGAUUAGUAAACACCUUUAUGGAUAACUUUACGUUGUAGAUGUGGGAAAGUUUAUGCGCACCGGAAAAUGAGCGUUAAUGCCGCUUAUAAAAACAAACAGCUAGAAAAUCUUUUGGUCAUCAGAUAAGAAGCAUAACAAUUGUAUCCAUGUAAAGCUAUCCAUAAAAAAAUUGUCUGUUCCAAUCUUCCCCAGCCCUUCCCUCCAGGGAGGUAAACUUUUAACAUUUUUUGCCCUUUUCCCAUAGCAUGAUAUUGGGUAUAAACAUGCCAACUUUACAAAAAAAAAAAAAAAAAUUGACAUUACCCGGAAUUUGGUGAUAAAUUGAGAUAAACAAUACACAAAUUGAGUUGCUUUUCACUCACCCACAAAAACAUCUGUACCUCUAUGCAUGCCAAAAAAAAAAAAAAAAUCUAAAACUGUUACAGCUAAACAAAUGAUUGUCAUAUUUAUACUCACAUGUUUACUGCUUCUAUUUGGAGCUGGAGGAAUUUACCCAGAGUAACAGCGGUUAAAAUAUCUUCUCUAAUGUGUUACAAAAAGCCAUUGCUUUGGAAUUGCCUGAACGUGACAGAAGUCAGUGCCCUUAUGGGGUGGGCAAAACUUGAGUUUAUUCUGCAAUGAUGACGUGCAUUAAGCAGAGUGUUAAAUCUCUUUGUUCACAAGUUUCCUCGGUCUGUAAAAGAGUUUCAGAAUUCAUCGUCCUCAGCCCUGUUGCCUUCUUUUCUCCUCUCCUGUCUCAGCCAGUUCUGCUUCCGGUGUAACUGCCUGGUAUACCCCCCACUCUCCACAACGUGAAGUCUGCCCUCUUACUGCCUGCCUGCGCUGGCCCGUGCAUGGCAGGGAGUGUCUCAAGCCUUCUCUGUUAGGCUGCACUGUGUCAGGAAGCCUUGGCUCUAAACUCCUAACAAUUUCAUUCUUCCUAUUUUAGAAAUAAAAAUCUGAUGUCUGAGUUAAUUAAGCACUUGACCAAGGGCAAGGAGGAUGUGCCUUAAGCCUGAAUCCCCCCAAUUCUAAGCAUUCUUAUUCUCCACAGCACCCCUACACCAGCCGGUGAGGCACAGUGACCUCCCACUGGGGUCAGAUAUGUGAGGAUGCCAAACUGCAGCCAAACUUCAGAAUGUUUUGCUUCCUUGUGAUUUACCUAUAAAUUAACCUUAGCAAAUAAACUGCCAAGUCUCCAACCCAGCCAGAUCCAAGAGCAGGUAGAACACCGCUGGGAGAGGCUGGUGUCUAUCACACUAUCCGACGGCACUCCCUUUUUAGUGCCUGAAUGUUGUAAGGCUUGGCAAGAAGGGCAGUAAUAUCAAAUUAGGAGAGGAGCAUAGAAGAGAAUGCAGAAGAUGCCAGGCAUAGUGGUGCUUGCAAGCAAUCCCAGCACUUGGGAGGCUGAAGCAGGAGGGUCUUCAGUUUGAAGCAAACUUGGGCAAUGUAACAACAACCUGUGUAAAAGAAGUAAGAGGGAAGAGAAAGGGGGAGAGAGAGAGAGAGAGACAGAGACAG